AUGGAUCCUGAGGUCUCUGUGCUGUUGCACUGCACUGCCUGGGGAGGACUCCUGGAACCACAAGUGCAGGUGGAGCUUUCUGCCAGGUUUAACCGUCAGACAGAGCCAGCACUGGAGAGUCACAUAGAGGAGGUGUGGACAGAGAGAGUGACCAUGGAGCCAUGGCUUUUCAAUGGGGCCAAAUUCAGGCUGCACUCUUUCAGUCUGGCCUCACCCCAGCCCUCCUGUCCACCUACACCUCAGCCUCCCUGCAUAAAUGGAGAAGGAGACAGAUAUGGAAGGCAAUGUAGCAUUCAAGAGGAAGAGGGCCAACACGAGACAAUGGGGAACGCCAACUCUGAAAGAGCAGAGGUGCUCAGACACCAAAGAGAUCAAAUAGACAGAGUCAUAGGCGAACGACAGCAUAAUGACAAGGAUUUGAGUAGCUAUAAGCAGAGGGAAGGGAACCUCAGAGACACGCAAACCUCCACCCCAGGGUGCAGAGACCAACAUCCUGCUGUGGGAAGCAGUGCAGCAGAAGCUCAACCCUUCCCACAGAGCGAUGUGGGUGGUAAGGGGGCCACUCCCAUCCUGACCCUGAGGUUGGGCCUGACCUGCUAUAGGGACUUUCUGGGCACCAACUGGUCUCAGAGAGCAAGGAAGCUACGCCAGCGUGCGGAGGUGGAGUAUGGGGAUCCUCUGGCGCUAUUGGCCCAGCCGCUGGGGGUGGGUGGGGUCUUGUGUACGGCUGACAGACAGGUGGUGCUGAUCAGGAGGAGCCAGCAAGUGGCGGAGGCAAGGGGGCUGCUGGACAUCCCUGGGGGGCACCCAGAACCAAAGGCUGUGUUUGAAGGCCUCGAUGAGGAGGACAGGAUCAGGGUGGAGAUGCUGCAGUGGAGGGAGGAGGCUGUGGUCAGAGAGCUGUUCUCUUCUGUGUGCACUGAGAUCAGAGACGAGGUAAAUGUUCCUCUGUGUUCUCUGGGUGAGCCGGUACUGAUGGGCAUCGCUCUGAAUCACACCAGUGCAGGCAGACCCAGUGCAGAGUUCUACAUCAGUUGUUCACUGACUUCCAUAGAAGUUCGAGAGCUUUACUGGCAGGGGGGCAUUGAGGCCCAGGAGUCUACAGAUAUCGUGUUCUUGAGCCAAACCGAGGUGCUACAGCUAGACCAGAGCACCCCCCUGUGGUCGGAGUUGUGUCCUUCAGCCAAGGGUGCUGUGCUGCUCUAUCAACUAGUGCUGCCUGACCGAGAAGACAAAAGCAAUCAAUCAAACUCCAGCUACUGCACCAGAUAA
Messenger RNA from Oncorhynchus masou masou (cherry salmon), 1272 nucleotides. RefSeq names its product nudix (nucleoside diphosphate linked moiety X)-type motif 22 (gene nudt22). The record is from RefSeq and is a predicted model, not a curated record. Bases 1 to 1272 code for a protein of 423 amino acids. Gene Ontology annotation, molecular function: GDP-mannose hydrolase activity. Lineage: Eukaryota; Metazoa; Chordata; Actinopteri; Salmoniformes; Salmonidae. The transcript is spliced from 6 exons.